UUUGGGGAAAUCUGAUACAGCAUCAAAUUGUUAUCCAGAACCAAUGAUCUCAGGAAGAAGAUAGACAUACAUACAUAAAUAAAGGAUUCACCUUUUAAUGAGAUAGAGAGAGAUUGAAGAAGGAGAGAAACUUGGAGAAAGACUAAACACGUAGGAGGGUUUAGUCCGUGGUCGCAAACGAAGGACGCACAAGAGUACACGACGAUACUCUCUCUACCUCUGUGUUUCCCUUCUCUAUCCUCCAAGUUUCAAUCUUUCAAUUUCGUUUUUUUUUCUCUUGCGUUGAUUGAUUUAGCUCGAUGUCGAACGAAGAGUCUCUACCGGCAUUCACUUUGUUCGGUUUGGAUGAUGUCGAGAACUACGGUCUGGUCAGUGAAGCUGACAAUUCAUUGCCUUUGGACAUACACAAUCAGGUGUUUCAACUUGUAGAAAAGGGAAACCAAGCAUUCAAAGAAUCUCGCUUUGAAGUGGCGAUUAGCAAUUAUUCAAAAGCCUAUUCUAUUAAGCCUCUUGAUCCUAUUGUUCUAAGCAAUAGAAGUGCUGCUUUUAUAAGACUUGGACAAUAUCUGAAGCAGAGAUCUGCAUCUAUUUCUGAAUAUACACCGCUGAACGGUUUUGAUAUGUCGAUGCUUGGGGAACUCGCUCUUAAGGAUGCUGAUAAGCUAAUGAAUCUUCAGAGUAGUUCAGUGAAGUCAUACACCACUAAGGCUUGUGCCCUCAUGUUGCUAGAAAUAUAUGAGUUAGCACGUGACACUAUCCUCUCAGGUCUACAGAUUGAUCCUUUUAGCGAUCCUCUCCGAUCCAAUCUCCAGGAACUGGAGAAGGUUAUGCCUACUUCGCUGAGAAAAACACAUGGAAAGGCUGAGAGGUCUGAUGACUUUGACUGCACCGUUUGCCUGAAACUGCUCUAUGAACCUCUUACAACUCCAUGUGGGCAUACAUUCUGCCGAUCAUGCCUCUUUCAGUCUAUGGAUCGUGGCAACAAAUGUCCACUAUGUCGCACUGUCAUUUUUAUGACUCCAAGAACAUGCGCUGUCAGUGUGACUUUGAAUAACAUCAUACAAAAGAACUUUCCAGAGGAGUAUGCUGAAAGGAAAUCAGAGCAACAAACUCUGGCCCACUUGGGGAAUGAAAGUAUGCCUCUUUUUGUCAUGGAUGUGAUCAUCCCCUGUCAGAAGUUGUCUCUUCACAUAUUUGAACCGAGAUAUAGACUAAUGGUGAGAAGAAUAAUGGAAGGAAACCAUAGGAUGGGAAUGGUAGCUCUUGAUUCUGCGACAGGUUCACCAGUGGAUGUUGCUUGCGAAGUCGAAAUCACAGAGUGCGAUCCACUACCGGAUGGACGCUUUGUCCUGGAGCUGGAAAGCCACAGAAGGUGUCGCAUUGUAAAAGCUUGGGAUCAAGAUGGAUAUCGUGUUGCAGAGGUUGAGUGGGUGACAGAUAUACCACCACAAAGCGACCAAGAGAAAACAGAUCUGCAGGAACUGACGACUAGUGCAGCAUCAUUUGCUCGGUCAUGGCUAGAGAGAGCAAAGGAAGCAGCUAGACAAGGAGACAGAAGAAGACUUGAAACACUUGUAAUUGUUGAAUCUAUGAUGCCUACACCUCAAGAUCCAGAGCGCUUCAGUUUCUGGCUUGUGACAUUGACAGAUAGGAGACCUUUAGAAAGAUUGGAACUGCUUCGGCUUCAAGAUACUGGAGAGAGAAUAAGGCGGGGGUUGAUAUAUCUUCGAUCAGUAGAACGAGGAUGCAGUAUGCAGUGAACCGGCACCUUAUUUACUCGGAUUACAAGCAAGAGAUCAAAACUUGUGAUGUGUUGAUAAGAAAGUUGACAAAGAAAAACAUUGAUUUUAUUAAAGGAAUACACAUAAAUAUAUAAGAGAUCCCUUGAAGGAUCAUUAUCAUCCUUGGUCGAGAGCCAUUAUAAAUGUAUUGUAACCAAACUACCCAUAUUGUUUCGUGAUGCAACUCAACUGCAGAAAGAAAAGAAAAAAAAAGAUUUGUGAAAGUA
Messenger RNA from Raphanus sativus (radish), 2008 nucleotides. RefSeq lists its product as uncharacterized. The record is from RefSeq and is a predicted model, not a curated record. Gene Ontology annotation, molecular function: protein binding. The transcript is spliced from 18 exons. The coding region runs from base 300 to 1760 and encodes 486 amino acids. Lineage: Eukaryota; Viridiplantae; Streptophyta; Magnoliopsida; Brassicales; Brassicaceae.